This is a messenger RNA of Brienomyrus brachyistius, 3566 nucleotides long. Its product is annotated as RNA-binding Raly-like protein. Gene Ontology annotation, cellular component: nucleus. Bases 952 to 1836 code for a protein of 294 amino acids. Gene Ontology annotation, molecular function: RNA binding. The transcript is spliced from 9 exons. The record is from RefSeq and is a predicted model, not a curated record. Lineage: Eukaryota; Metazoa; Chordata; Actinopteri; Osteoglossiformes; Mormyridae.
GAGAGAGCCCCGUGAGUGAGAUCUGCGGAAUGGUGUGGAGCGGCAGCCGCCGGCUGGAGUGCGCGGCCUCGCUGGGCUUCCCCUGCGCGCAUCGCUGCGAGUCACAUGACCCGUCCGGAGGCUGAGGCUGACAGAAAAGCGCUCCGCUCCAGCCGCCACCGCCAUACUCUCUUUUAUACCAUAUCAUUUUUAUCGCAACAUUUUACUCCCGCUCGGUGAGUACCUUUCCGAUGGCGUUUUUGUACACACAUUUUUGUCUUUUUAAUUAUAUUUUUUUUAUGUUUUUCCUCCCCCUUUUGCUGGUGUUGAAAAAUGAGACAUUGAAGUGGUUGUUUUUAGCGUUUUUUAAUCCAGGCUCCAAGUUUUUAGCUUGCAGUGAUGCUGAAUCGCGGGUGCUGAUAUCGGUGUAGCGUCCGUCGCUGGAAAUAAAAACGCGCGUUUGCAGCCUUGUAAAGAAUAAUGCAACUGGUUUUUAUGCAAGCGGGUGGCAGUUUGAUAUUUUUAAAGCAUGUCUACUUGUGGGGUUUUUACAUAUUUUUCUUUUGCGUUUUCUGUCGUUCUGACUUUUGCUGUGGCUGUGCUUUGCUUUGUAUUUUACAGUGUUGUUUCUCAGAGUUUUGUGAUUUUGCGAGCCCCUGCUUUCAUUUUACUUGUUUUCUUUAAGAGAAUCCUUUUCAAACCUGGUGAUAUUUUAACAUGAAACUUUUCUUCAGGGUUAUUCGCACCAAAAGUUGUUUCUUUUUUGUUUUUUCUUUUCCCUUUCAUUUUUCUAUUGACUAUACUUUUGCAGAUUUGAGUAUCGAAUAUUUUUGGAUGUUAUCAUUUUUUUUUUAAUUAGUUGUUGCAAGUCGGUGGCCGAGAAGUGAUCUUGGGGGAAAAUCGUUGUGUUUUUGGUGUCCUAAUCAAAGAAGAUGAACGACACGUUUCCCUUUGCAGGGCCUGCAGUGGAGGAUGACUGGCAAGACGCAGACCAGCAACGUGACCAACAAGAACGACCCCCGCUCCCUCAACUCCCGGGUCUUCAUCGGCAACCUCAACACGGCCAUCGUGAAGAAGGCCGACAUCGAGGUGAUCUUUGCUAAAUACGGCAAGAUCGUGGGCUGCUCGGUGCACAAGGGCUACGCGUUCGUCCAGUACAUGAGUGAGAGGAAUGCCCGUGCCGCCGUGGCCGGGGAAAACGCCCGGAUCGUCGCCGGCCAGCCCCUCGAUAUCAACAUGGCCGGGGAGCCCAAACCGUACAGACCGAAAGCUGGGUCCAAGCGACCCUUAUCAGCCGUCUACAGUGGUUACGAGUUCGACUACGAUUACUACAGAGACGACUUCUACAGCCGGCUCUUUGACUAUCACAGCCGAGUGGCGCCCCCUCCAAGGGCCGUGAUCCCUAUCAAGCGCUCGCGGGUGGUGGUCCCCUCCACGCGCCGGGGGAAGUCCACCUUCCCCCUCAAGACCUCGUCAUCCUCCUCCUCUUCCUCCUCCAGACCUACCACGUGCGGCUCUUCCUCUUCCACUGGACCGAAAUUGAAGAGUGAUCAGCUGCAGACCAUCAAGCGGGAGCUGACACAGAUCAAAACGAAGAUCGACUCGCUGCUGGGCCGGCUGGAGAAGAUCGAGAAGCAGCAGCGCUCCGAGGCUGAGGUGCAGAGGAGGUACGAGGACACGUGCGAGUCACUGCAAGAGGAGUCCAUAUCAGAGACAGCGGAGAACUCGGCGGAGGAGGUGGGGGACGGGGCGCUGGACACGGAGGCCGGGGAGAUGACCGACGUGGGCGAGGAUGAUUAUGACGAGGAAGGCAGCAACGACCCGAUAGAGAACCAUGUAUCGGACAUAGACAACUGAAAAAGGGAGAAGGAGAGUGAAGCAGAGCCGGAGGAAGAAGGAAGCAAGCGGCAUCUGAGGGUACGGAAACGGUCCCAAGGAAACGCAUAGACGGUUUUCGGAAAAGACACUUUCUCCGGAAAAAAAAUGAAAAUGAAUCUUUUGCUUCUUAAGAAAGGUUUCAUGGACCACGGGAGACGUGGGUCUGACCAGUGUGCACCCUUAGAAGAUGUUCGUUAGUUUUCUCCGACACUGUCCACUUCGCACAUCAAUGUCAUUUAUUCGUAAUUAAAAUCCAUUCAGUCCUACGGAUGCUUUAAAAACCCGUUUGAAUAUCAUAUUUGUUCGAAUAAUGAAAGACUAUAAAGAGGCACUUCAGCACAUAAUGUGUACAUCCGUGUAAGGCAUGCACGAUGCCUGUCGGCGCUUUCUACGAACCAUUUAUAUGAAUGUCAUUGCUUAUUCCGUAUUUUUAAUUGAAGAUGAAGAAUGUCCUACAUCUCCUCCCUUAGAAAUCUGCCAGUUAAUAUUCCUGGCUGGUUCGUUUUCCCCACGUAACCCUGAUAGAUAAAAUCUCAAUAGGCGCAAUUUGCUUAGUCAACUUUUGGGCCCAUUAAUAAAUAAACGAUUCUUUAUAAAAGAGGAGGAGCUAAAGUGAACAAAUACAGAGCGUAGUUCUGAGGAAUUCAGAAAGUGGGUCUUUUUUUAUCACCCCUCACGUAUCUGCUGUGGCUGUAGACACCCCCUUCCGGGACCUGGCACGUCCCACGCGUGUUUGCUGUGACACUUUAUUUCAUCCUGAUGUGUGCCAAAACUUUCUAAUAGGGGGCAUGAUGCCUCACCCUGUAGUUCCCCCCCCCGCUUACUGUUGAGGGUUUCGCCCCCCAUGGCCACUGGCUUCUCAUUACAGCUCUCCAGCUCCUCUUUUUAGUAUUUACUUAGAAGGUAAAUGUCACCGGUAUUCAAGGAGGGCUCUCCACUGAAUAAAAACCAUAAUUUCAAUGUGGUGCCCCCCUUCAAAAAAGCAUAAUGGUACGGUCCAAAGUGUCUGUUGCAUCUGCUUUUCUAUGUUUCAUGAAGAAUAGAAGGUAAAAUGGCAAGUAAAUGGCAGCGAAUGUUCCUUGUAACUUCCAAGGGUGGAGAGACCAGCGGGCGAGGGGGAUGGGGGGGGCAUCCGUCUCCCUUCCCGGACCAUUUGUUUCAUUGUACAGCAGCAGUCUUAUUUCUGAAGGCCUAUUACUCUAAUGGAUAGUGAGCUCUCUAUUUUUGUAUGGCAAUAUCUCUUUCCCCCCCCAGCCCCAGGAUAAAAUGAUCUUAUAUAUUCACUGGAUUUUUUUUUGUCAUUAUGAUUUUAAAAGUACCUCCCAGAUAUUGUGAUAAAAAUGUAUCAAGACGGAUCUAAGCAACUGAGACAACUUCAAAAAUGAAAACCCUUUGAUUUGGGGGAAUCAGACAGUACGGUUCACUUUGUUUUUUAUACAUCAUAAUUACAGUAGGACUCAAAACAGUUACGUGAAUUAGACUUUCCAGGUGGAUGAAAAACUGUGAUUUAUAAAAUGCCCAAGCAAAGUUCAGUUCAAUAUAUGAACAAUGUUGUAUAGAAAUGUAAACAUUUUUGUAAAGCUAUUUUUAUGAUGAGCAUGUUUACUGUUAAGAUGUAUUUUAUUUAUAUUUGAUUGUUGCAACUGUGGUAUGGCUGUAGGCUCCAUUGCAUAGGAAAAAAAAUACAAUUAAAGAUCUCUGGAUGUACA